Messenger RNA from Tetranychus urticae (two-spotted spider mite), 809 nucleotides. Its product is annotated as CXXC motif containing zinc binding protein. NCBI's taxonomy places the organism in Eukaryota, Metazoa, Arthropoda, Arachnida, Trombidiformes, Tetranychidae. The record is from RefSeq and is a predicted model, not a curated record. Gene Ontology annotation, molecular function: zinc ion binding.
UGUCUAUUUUUCUGUCUCUUUUUCUUUUUUUCUCGUUUUUUGUGUGUCUGUGUGAGAAAAAAAGUUAAUUUUAUUCAAGCUGACUCCAAACACUAACUUUUUUAAUUGUAACCUCAGGCUAACUUCCCAACCCAAAUUUGUAGUGAUCUACACUAUAACUUAUCACCAUAACCAUAAUCAUUGUUGGAACAUCGUAAAAAAGUCUGCAAAAUUGUUAGAUAAUGGUGAAAAUCGCUCUUAAAGUUAAAGCGAACUUGGAAAAUGUAACCAAUUUAAAACCAGCUAAUGAUGAUUUCGAAUGGAUUAUCAAGUGACUAAAGUACAGUAUUAUGCUUUAUUAUGGUCCAGGUUAAAUGUAACAGUUGUAAUGAGGCGUCGGAUAAAUGGCAUCAACUUACAGUCAAGGAAACAUACGAGUUAAAGGGAAGCCGGGGAGAGGCUCAUUUUGUUUAUAAAUGCAAAUUAUGCUCAAUCACCUCAUCCAUCUCCAUUUUACCAGAAACUAUUGGAAGUUACAAUGCUGAUGACAGUCUAAAGUUCAAGAAGCUGAUUGUAUUUGAUUGCCGAGGAAUUGAGCCCAUUGAUUACCAACCACGAGACGGUUUUGUGUGUGAAGGCCUUGAAAGUGGAAAAGUUUUUUCUGCGGUUGAGUUUCAAGAUGGUGAAUGGGCUGAUUAUGAUGAAAAAGCUAACGAAUCAGUUGGAAUUUAUGAGUUUGAAUCAAAAUUUGAGCGAGAUUAAACCGAUUAAACUGUUUACAUGAACAAAGACAUUUGCUAAUAAAACUUGUUUCAUGCUGAAUUGAAUAA